AUAAAAAAAUGUAAUAAUUAUUAUUUUCAUUUUUAAAAAAUGAAAAAUGAAAUAGAAUUCUAAAAUUGAAAAUGAUAAAUAAAAUACAAAACAAAUAUAAAUAAAAUACAAAUAAAGAAACAACUUUGUUGACAAUUCUAGAUUUUUGUCUGGUCUAGUCGGAAGAGUCCUCCUGAUAUUCUGGUCUUGUAUCAGUUUUGACAUCUUUGAAUACAAACAGAAAAGAGAGGGUAGGCUCAUUACAUUAAAAAAGAUAUGGGAAUACCCACACCAUAAAUAAAACAUUAAAAAAGAUAUGGGAAUACCCACACCAUAAAUAAAAUAAAUAAUUGAGCGUGAGAGCCAAAUGAAUCGAAAGAUUCAUGUUUGGUUUGGGAAGAGAUCAUGGAAGUUUUGAAAUUAAUGAUAAGAUAAUCUACUUUCAUUAAAUGAUUUAUUAGAUAAUCGAAAACAGAGGAUUUUGAAUACUAUUCGAAAUUCGGAAGAAUUACGUAAAGGGGCCAUUGAGCAGCUCGAAAGAGCCCGGGCUCGCUUACGUAAAGUGGAAAUGGAAGCAUAUGAGUAUCGAAUGAAUGGAUACUCUGAAAUAGAAUGAGAAAAACAAAAUUUGAUUAAUGCCACUAGUAAUAGUUUGGAACAAUUAGAAAAUUACAAAAAUGAAACCCUUCAGUUUGAACAACAAAGAGCGAUUAAUUAGGUCCGACAACGAGUUUUCCAACAAGCCUUACAAGGAGCUCUAGGAACUCUGAAUAGUUGCUUGAAUAGCGAGUUACAUUUCCGUACGAUCCGUGCUAAUAUUGGCAUUCUCAGGGCCAUGCAAGAAAUAACUGAUUAGCCCUUCUUUUUUUAGUUAUAGUUUAGGCAUUAUUUUUUUCUUUUCCUUCCUAAAAAGAAUAAAGAAACACUAAUGGUAACCCUUCGAGCCGACGAAAUUAGUAAUAUUAAUCGUGAGCGUAUUGAACAAUAUAGUAGAGAAAUAAAGAUUGUGAAUACCGGUACCAUACUUCAAGUAGGCAACGGAAUUGCUCGUGUUCAUGGUCUUGAUGAAGUAAUGGCAGGUGAAUUAGUAGAGUUUCAAGAGGGUACAAUAGGCAUUGCUCUGAAUUUGGAAUCAAAUAAUGUUGGCGUUGUAUUAAUGGGUGAUGGUUUGAUGAUACAAGAGGGAAGUUCCGUAAAAGCAACAGGACGAAUUGCUCAGAUACCUGUGAGUGAGGGUUAUUUGGAUCGUGUUAUAAAUGCUCUGGCUAAACCUAUUGAUGGGAGAGGUGAAAUUUCAGCUUCUGAAUCUCGGUUAAUUGAAUCUCCUGCCCCAUGUAUUAUUUCUAGACGUUAUGUAUAUGAGCCUCUUCAAACGGGGCUUAUUGCCAUUGAUUUGAUGAUCCCUAGGACGCGGUCAACAAGAAUUAAUUAUUAG
This is a messenger RNA of Musa acuminata AAA Group (dessert banana), 1414 nucleotides long. Its product is annotated as ATP synthase subunit alpha, chloroplastic-like. Gene Ontology annotation, biological process: proton transmembrane transport; proton motive force-driven ATP synthesis. Gene Ontology annotation, molecular function: ATP binding; ADP binding; proton-transporting ATP synthase activity, rotational mechanism. The coding region runs from base 908 to 1414 and encodes 168 amino acids. The transcript has a single exon. The record is from RefSeq and is a predicted model, not a curated record. Lineage: Eukaryota; Viridiplantae; Streptophyta; Magnoliopsida; Zingiberales; Musaceae.